Messenger RNA from Asparagus officinalis (garden asparagus), 516 nucleotides. RefSeq lists its product as uncharacterized. The coding region runs from base 1 to 516 and encodes 171 amino acids. The record is from RefSeq and is a predicted model, not a curated record. NCBI's taxonomy places the organism in Eukaryota, Viridiplantae, Streptophyta, Magnoliopsida, Asparagales, Asparagaceae. The transcript is spliced from 3 exons.
AUGGCUAAGAAGAACUUCAUAUCACAAUCUCAACCCGAAGGUGGGCAGUCAAGACCUCGUGCCAGGAACUGGACUAUAGAGGAAGAUAAUUGUUUGAUGGGAAUAUUAAAGGAAAUGGUCCUUAAAGGAAAGAACAAUGGAGGUUGGGGUUGGGAUGAAGGUAAAAAUAUGGUGAUUGCACCUACCGCAAAAGAUUGGGAGGCACUGAUAAAGGAGAAUGAUGAGUAUUUAAGAAUUAAGAACAAACCUUUUCCUCAGUUUGAUGAUAUGGAUUUUCUAUGUGGAGGUAACACAUCUAAGGGGCGCUGGUGGUUUGGGACUACCGAUGACUUCAAUGAGCGUGAAGGAAGCACUAGUUCAGAUAAUGAAUUAGAUGAUAUUGAGGGGCCACACAGUAACGAGAUAGAUUUGAGUGAAUCAGAGGAGGUACAAGUAGUGGAAGAGACACAAGUUCCUUUUAAUGGUACACAACUACCAUCACAACCAAUACCUAUUUCUACUCCAAGCAGAAAGUAG